Messenger RNA from Pogona vitticeps (central bearded dragon), 2862 nucleotides. NCBI's taxonomy places the organism in Eukaryota, Metazoa, Chordata, Lepidosauria, Squamata, Agamidae. The record is from RefSeq and is a predicted model, not a curated record.
AUGGAAAAGGCUGCUUGGCAUGCAGUGGAUCCAGCUGUGCAGGAUGACGAUAUUCAGUCAGUUCCUGCAAUGUGGCCAGAUGUGCUGGUAAUUCACCUCAGAGGCAAUGACUUGCCUAGAUUUGCUGCAACCACCAUAUUCACCACCUGUUUAUUUACUAUUGGACAAAGCCUUUAUUAUUGCCGCCUUUCAGAACUGUGUAAGCAGAAAUCCCCAGGGCAGUUGUUUCAAACCAACAAAAGGGCAGCAAAUAUUGAAAAUUCUCCAAAAGCACAUGAAGUUGCAGUCAUUGGAGGUGUCAUUGCAGCUGUGGUUCUCGUCUUGAUUUUCUUCUUGCUAGUGAUUCUGAGAUACGUGUACCGGCACAAGGGCACCUACCAUACCAAUGAAGCAAAGGGAACUGAAUUUGCCGAAAGCGCAGAUGCAGCUUUGAAAAAUGACCCUACCCUUCAGGACGCCAUGGAUGAGAGCCGGAAAGAAUAUUUCAUCUGAGAGCAAAGGCAGCCCACUGAGACACACUUAGUCAUUCUCUCCUUCCCAAGGGAAUCGAUCAGACACUAGAUCAGAAAGCACCAGGAUAUGGAGAUUGCACAGGAGAGAACAGGGGGACUAAUUGAAAGAUUGUUGUUUGCCCCCCAGGAAGAAUGAAAUGCCUGAUACAUCACUGUUUAUUUGAUUAGCGCCGCCGCUCAGUUCAAUACCAAAUCAGGAGAAACAAAAAUCUUAUGAUGAGUGGGUGAUUAACUGAAAAAAGCAGAUAAUAGUGUCAAAUGUCAAAGUGUGACAUUUGGCAGACACCCUUGGAAAGCUUCAUCAUAGACGUGUUGAUCUAUCCUGCAUGGAUGUGAUACCUAGAAGUGAAUUUUAAGUGGCAACAGAAGGUGUCAGGAUGCAUAAAACACAGAGGAUUCUGGCACAAAAAUGACUGUUAUAGUUCAAAUAUCUUGUUUUCCUUAACAUGUAUAAGUUUGUUAGUGUGAAUGUAUAUGCUUGUUAUUAUAUAUUUUUUAAAUAAUGUCCUUUAAAAAAAAAAACACCAGCGACUCAAACCUCACAGGAAAACACUAGAAAAAUGCUGAGGAAAGUUUCUUAAAUGAAGGAUUUUAUUUUAGGACAUUUCUUUAUGUUCUUACAUACUUUCUUUAUGUUCUUACUAUGAUAGGAGGCUAGAUUGGUUUGUGUAGGACUUAAAUACAACACAAUGGCUCCUGCCAUUUACUGACACUAGUCAUGGAAGCUUCAUAUUCCUAUCCCAAGGAAUAGGAAUAUGGCAACACAGUUGUCAUGGAGGUCUCUUCCCUCCCCCCAGAACCAGCCCAGUCCACUCACUGGGCUUUGUGUGGUGCGUGGGGCCCUCAUUGGUGGCAUUGCACCAGUGCUUUCCUGCCUCCCUGCGCUGCUGACCACUCCCGUGAGGAGGUGGGAUGAUGAGUCUUCCUGCUCUGCUGCUGAGUAGUCAGCAGCACAGCAAGGCAGGGAAGCACUGGUUGGGCUACUUCCGCAAUUGGUGCCAUGCUACCAGUGACGCCCGCACGUGCCACAUGAAGCCCGGUGAGUGGACUGGGCUGGUUCUGGGGUAGAGGAUCAAAAAGGCCUGGCUCCUGUGGUGGCGAUAUUCAUAAACUUCUCCCCUAGGAGACGAAUAUGAAUAUCCUAUAUAUUACUGCAUUUUUGCUGAAGAACUAUUGUCUAUUCCAUUGCUCAGAUGACAGAGUAGCUAAAGAGGUGGCGUCCUCUUACCUUUAAAGGCAUUGUUGUGGUCCAAGUAAAGGAGGGCCUGACGCCACAGCAGUAGCGUGGGACAACCCCCAACUCCAUCCAGAGGCCACCAGUGCUUUUUUAAGCUGCCAGCUUAUAAGGAUUGGGGAGGGAUAACAGGGCUGAAAGUGAAGGGCUUAUCGUUCACCCCAUAGCUUUCCAUUGUGCAUUUCAUUCAGCCCUCCCUUCCUUUCCGCUCAUAAUUUGAGCAAUAGUUUGCUCAGUCCCUACUCACUCAUAACCCUCAGUGGACCUCACAUUGCACAGCAUUGCAUUACCCAGCCACAGCAUGGCCGUUUCCCAUGCUCUGGAUGAAAAUACCUAGCAUGGCUUGCCUUACUAAUCUUUCCAGUUCCGUUAAGAAUCUUCAUGGUGGUAUUAGGUCCUCUUCAGAGGAUUCAUUGCUGGAAUUAAAAAGCUAAAAAUGGAAACUCCCAUUAGCAUUGCUGUGCUGGAGGUUGUAACCACAAUGCAAAAGUAAAUGGUAAAAUUAUGGAAAAGACAAAAUUGUAGAAAACAACCUGGGGUACUUCAGAAGUAUGGAGGUAAGGCAAGGAAAUCUGGAGGAGCGGUAAACCUGCUGUGUCCAGAGAAAGAGGAGGCAUUCAGAUGCCACUUAAACCUGGUGCAAACCAGUGACCUGUGCCUAAAUCCUUGUUGGAUUGUAUUACUAAGCACCGUUCAGGAAACCAGACAUAGACUUGGCUAUGGUAGAUUCAGAUAUGCCACACAUUGCCUUGUACAAACAGACCUCAUACCAGUUUUUAUGAUUUCAUUCGGAUCUAUUGUGUAUAUAUCUCCCCACUCCAAUUAUGCUUCUUUGCAUCAACUGACAGAAAGUGGCUAUUUGCACAAGAGCUAGAAUGUUUGCGUUAACAAAACAGUCUUCAUUAGCUAAGAGAAAUAUUUAGUUCCAGGUAUAUGAUCUGUAUCCAGGAACACAAAUUCUCUUUUGUUACCCUUCUUUUUGAAUUUCUUUUUGUUCUUCUGCCUUGUUAACAGUAUUCUUUUAACCACAUAAAUAGUCCAGGUGUGACAUUAUGCUCCCCACCCCCACCCCAAUGCUAAUUAUCAUUCUGGGCUAUUAAAGCACACACAUUCUUA